AUGGUCAACUUGGGACCGAGGCGGCAGCCAAGCCGCAGAGGCUCCAUGGCAGACAUGCCAAAGGACCUCUUGCAGGAGAUCAAGAAGUUGGAGGAGAUGUUCACGGUCGACACCGCGAAGCUGAAGGCCAUCACCGACCACUUUAUCUCAGAGCUCGCCAAGGGUCUGUCGAAGGAGGGCGGCAGCAUCCCAAUGAACCCGACCUGGGUCAUGGGCUUCCCAACCGGACACGAGCAGGGCACUUUCCUCGCGCUCGACAUGGGCGGCACCAACCUGCGUGUUUGCGAGAUCAACCUGCCGGAGGAGAAGGGCGAAUUCGACAUCAUCCAGUCCAAGUACAAGAUGCCAGAAGACCUGAAGACGGGCAACGCAGAUGAGCUCUGGGGCUACAUCGCAGACUGUCUGCAGCAGUUCAUCGAGUACCACCACGAAGGCGAGAAGCUGGAUAAGCUCCCUCUUGGUUUCACCUUCUCCUACCCAGCGACUCAAGACUACAUCGACCACGGUGUGCUGCAACGAUGGACGAAGGGCUUUGACAUUGAUGGUGUUGAAGGCAAGGAUGUCGUUCCACCAUUCGAGGCUGCUUUAGAAGAGCGUGGCGUGCCGAUCAAGCUGACCGCCCUCAUCAAUGACACCACUGGAACCCUGAUAGCUAGUGCCUACACAGACUCAGAGAUGAGAAUUGGCUGCAUCUUCGGCACUGGUUGCAACGCCGCAUACAUGGAGCACGCCGGCGAGAUCCCAAAGCUCGAGCACAUGAAGCUGGACCCAAAACAAGAGAUCGCCAUCAACUGCGAAUGGGGUGCCUUCGACAACGAGCACAAGAUCCUCCCACGCACAAAGUACGACAUCAUCAUCGACAAAGACUCGCCACGCCCUGGACAACAAGCUUUCGAGAAGAUGAUCGCAGGUCUGUACCUUGGCGAGCUGUUCCGUCUUGUGCUUGUGGACCUCCACGAGCAACCUCACGUCAAGGUCUUCGAAGGCCAGGACAUUUCCGCCCUGAAGAAGCCAUAUUCUCUCGACGCCUCAUUCCUCUCCGACAUUGAGAACGAUCCGUUCGAGAAUUUGCAAGAGACAUACGAUCUCUUCUACGACAAGCUGAAGAUCAACUGCCAGAAGCCUGAGCUGGAGCUGAUUAGGAGAUUGGCGGAGCUCAUUGGUACAAGAUCUGCCAGACUUAGUGCGUGUGGUGUCAGUGCGAUCUGCAAGAAGAAGGGCUACAAGACGUGCCAUGUUGGUGCUGAUGGAUCGGUAUUCAACAAAUACCCACACUUCAAGGCCCGCGGCGCGCAAGCUCUGAAGGAGAUUCUCGACUGGGAGAAGGGUCGUGAUGGCAAGCCACUUGGCAAGGGCCACGACCCAGUUGAGAUUCUGGCUGCCGAGGACGGCUCUGGUGUAGGUGCCGCUUUGAUCGCUGCGCUGACUCUGAAGCGUGUGCAAGAGGGUAACCAUGCUGGUAUUCGUGAUGCAAAAUCAAUGUUGGCAGGGACUAAGGCCGAAGACUCGAAGAGCAAGCAGGUGUAG
This is a messenger RNA of Fulvia fulva, 1527 nucleotides long. Its product is annotated as Hexokinase. The record is from RefSeq and is a predicted model, not a curated record. The transcript is spliced from 2 exons. Gene Ontology annotation, biological process: glucose 6-phosphate metabolic process; glycolytic process; intracellular glucose homeostasis. The coding region runs from base 1 to 1527 and encodes 508 amino acids. Lineage: Eukaryota; Fungi; Ascomycota; Dothideomycetes; Mycosphaerellales; Mycosphaerellaceae. Gene Ontology annotation, molecular function: D-glucose binding; ATP binding; glucokinase activity. Gene Ontology annotation, cellular component: cytosol; mitochondrion.